Messenger RNA from Patiria miniata (bat star), 7225 nucleotides. RefSeq names its product protein SCAF11-like (gene phrf1). The record is from RefSeq and is a predicted model, not a curated record. NCBI's taxonomy places the organism in Eukaryota, Metazoa, Echinodermata, Asteroidea, Valvatida, Asterinidae. The transcript is spliced from 15 exons. Bases 258 to 7121 code for a protein of 2287 amino acids.
UACAUCCGUUGUGAUGCAUCAUGGGUAAUUUUCUCCAAUAUGGCGAAUGGGUUGUCAAAUCUCUUGUAAAUUUCCUUCUUUCAUUGGGUUUCUGUUCUCAAUUAUCAAGAUUUUUAGUUCAUCGACCUAUUGUAAAGAUUUUGUAGAGUUUAGGUGAACAGGUGUGGAUGACCGGAGGAUAUUUUUCCCAGCUGAGAAGGCUGCGGACCUGAUGAUUCAGCCAGAAGACGCAGGAGGGUGUUAUCGUUGAGCGAAAUAUGGAACAAGAAGAAAACUCGGAUAAUCAGCUGCAGGCUGGAGAAGAACCCACUGAGAAUGAGGAAGAGGGGGCGGAGUCUGCUGGAGUAGAGGAAGGACUGUUUGAAGCUCCUGAAGAUACUGAGACGUUUGACGAAGAGGGAGGAAACGAGGAAACGCUAGAUGAGGAGGAGGGGGAGGAGUUUGAAGAGAGUGGGGAGGAAGAUGAUGAUGAUGACGACGAAGAAGAAGAUGAAGAUGAAGGUGAUGAUGUCGAUGAAGACGGGCAGGAAGGAGACGAUGAUGAGGAGGAUGUUGACGAUGAUGGAGAAGAUGUUGACGACGAUGGAGAAGACGAUGAGAAUGAAGAUGUUGAUGAUGAUGACGACAAUGAUGAUGAAUGGGAGAACAUUGAUGAGGCGCAGAAAUGUCCCGUUUGUCUGGAUGUCUUCUGGGAGAAGGAAGUUGGGACCCCAGAGAGCUGCGAUCACAUCUUCUGCUUGGAUUGCAUCUUGGAGUGGAGCAGGAACAUAAACACGUGUCCUGUCGAUCGGAGUCUGUUUCGUUCCAUCUUGGUGCGCCACUCGCUCCAUGGUGAGGUAGUCAGGAGGAUUGAGGUUGAUGAGAGGAAACCAGACGAGCAAGACGAUGACGAUGCUACUUAUUGUGAGGUGUGUGGACGUUGCGACAGGGAAGAUCGUUUGCUUCUUUGCGAUGGCUGUGAUGCUGGCUACCACUGUGAGUGUCUGGACCCUCCUCUUGAACACAUCCCUAUUGAAGAAUGGUACUGCCCAGAAUGUGUGGCCCAAAACAGGCAUCAAGAAGACAGCAGUGAGGAAGAGCCAGAGACCAUUGCGCAUCAUGCCUCAUGGUCCGCUGAGCAUCAAGACGAUCGCUCAGCGACACGCAGACGACGUCACAUGACUCGUGAGCAUCCCCCGGCCAGAGCCAUCGCUAGGACUCACGUCAGUGAACGAGUCCGAGCCAGAAUCACUCAGGCUAGAGCAGCGGAACGGCAAGUUGAACAGCGUAUGUCUGGAACCAGUGGCACAGCUAGAAAGAAACCAGUGAAGCGUAAGACAACCAAGAAACGUAAGACCACCAAGAAACGGCGCACCACCAAAAAGAGGAAGGUUUCCUCAAAGACGGGAACAACUAAGACACCUGGGAAGAAAAGGAAAUUCAAGAGGAGAAAGAAACGACGCUCAAAGACCAACAAACGUGUCACCAAAGCAGCAGGUCCGAAGACAAUCCGAGGAAGGAUUGCUGGCAAACUGAUGUUAGUCAAGCCACGGACGGGCAGCAUGAUGCCUGACAUGAAGGUCAAAGGUCAACAGACUUUGGGAUUCCGGAGGUCUGAGAUCGGAGCAGCAGCAUUGACGAUCACUGGUAGCGAUAACCUGCUUGACCCAAGUGAAACGGCAUCAACAAGUUCAUAUGAAGCACCAACAACUAGCACACGCACUUCUCAAUUUGUUUCUUCCUCCUCAACGACGGAUCUUCUUGGAAGUAUUAUAUCAUCUCAAGACAUGCUUCACAUGCAAAGCAAAGAUGUCACCAUCCACAGAGACGGAUCACUAACCAAGAUCAGUCUGGGUGAUACAGAAUCAAAACCAAGAAAGCCCUAUCAACUUCCCUAUCAGUCUAAAGGUCAGAAUCCAGAAGAGAAAACCAACCCCAGACGAAGCAGUACUUCCCCCAGCGAUGGUAAGAGGAGAGACAAUCCUAGCCCAAGACGUCACUCCCAAAGCGACACCGAGAAGAGAACAAGAUUCCACUCUGCUAAGGACAGGAAGGAUCUUGAGAAAUGCUCUAGUCCUCAAAAAGCUAAGAAGGACAUUGGAAGCAGGAGAUCAGGUCAAGAAACAGAGCAAGGAGGUGCACAUGGAGACGGGCAUCUUGAGAGUGGAGAAGAUGAUGAUGUUGGAAAUGAAGAUGAUGAGGGAGAAGAUGGGAAGAUGGAAGAAGUUGAAGAGGAAGGAGAAGAAAUGGAAGAUAAUGAUCCAAUCUCUGAUGCAGAGAAAGUUUCUAGAAAGCAUGAUGGAUCAAUCACCUGCCAAGUUUCCAGCAGCAGCUUUGAGGAAUCCCAGUCUGAAGAAGAAGAAGGUGCUAUCAAUGAGAACAAAUCCCCUAGGAGGCCCAAAGGAAGGGCGGGGUUGGAUGAAGAGGAGGAGGGCAUAAUCCGAGACUCGGAGCAAUCCAAGCAUAGAGAUCGUAGAAGCUUGAAGGCGAGAGGAGAGGAUUCCAGAAAUGGAUCUGGAAGAUCUAGACGGAAGUCAUCAUUAGAGGAGGGGCUUAUUGAGGAAGAUGGAGAUGAAAUGCCCCCUCCAUCUAAAAGGAGCGGCUCCUUCUCUGAGGAGGAAGGAUUAAUUGAAGACGAGCAAGAUUUGAAGAUGCGGAGUGUGAAACAGCACAUGAAGUCACAUUCAGACGAGGAAGGACUAAUUGCAGAUGAUGAAGAUCAAGGCAGUAAACUAAAGCAAGUCUUGGAAUUAUCCAAGGAAACAAGGAAGCAGGGAAGCAGUGAAGGACACACUGGACACUCAUCAGCAGAGGAAGGAGAAGUCAAGACUGAUGAGGAGGAAGGAUCAAGUAGUAAUCGGAAGAAACGAAAACGGGAACGUGAUCGUGAACGCCGGCGUCAACGGAACAGAAAAGACACUCGCACUGUGGUUAUUGAUUCAGAGAUGUCACUGGCCAUUCCUAAGAGACCUAUGGUUGAGAUACAGAGAGAGCAGAAGAUGAAUGAGGCAAGGAAAGCGGAGCAGGCAUUGUUGAGGGAGAGAGAGUUUGAUCAUCCCGGGGAGCAUGGUGUCUUUGGUGAUCUUAGACACGUCAUUCAAGUUAAAAGGGAUGUGCCACAUAAGAGGCCAAGCCGUUAUGAGAAUUAUUGGGCAGAACUGGAGAGACAUCGAGCAAUAGAGUCCCAACUGGCAGAGAAACCAGUAACGUGGGAGCGCGUUGGAAUCUACGAGAGACCGUACCCAUAUGAGGAGGAUUGGAACAGGAUGAUGCUUGAACGAAAGCCUCUAGAACCUCAGUGGGAGAAUUUUACAAUCCAUCGGGAGAGGUCACCCAUGGACUGGAGGAAAGAGCGGGAUGUUAUUGAGGGAAGGGUUGAAGCAGAGAGGAGAAUUGAGAUGGUUCAACAGAUAGAUCACGACAGGAGGUUUGAAACCAAGAGAAGAGAAGGAACAGAACAGAAAGUGGCACCUGAACGCCGGUUGGCUGAACGGAAGGCGGAUGCUAAGAAAGAUCAAGAACGGGAGAAGAAAUCAGAUUCAUCCAGGGUCGGCGUAAAAAGGGUUGAAAUAAACAAAGGAAGAGGUGACCAUAAGAAAGUUUCAGAGUCCAAAAGAGAAGGAAAACAAAAGGGCGAUGUUGAAAGUAAGAAUGCCCAGAAAGGUGAUGCCAAUCGAAGACAAAAGCCUAACCCAGGAAGUGAGAAUAGUCGACGGAAACCUGAAGACGGCAAAAGGGAGUCUCAUCCUAAAGCUGACACAGGUCGCUCUGAGAAAGACCUUCUUCCUCGCAAACAAGACAGAGAUCGACAGGAAAAGGGAAAACACAAGAGCAGUACAGAUGAAAAGAAACGCAGAGAGGUGAACAAAUCAGACCCACAGCCUAGAAAUCCUGAAUCUUCAAAGUCUUCAAGCAACAGGGAUAAGGAUGGGCAAAAGGAUAAACACAGAACCGAAAAGCAAAAAUCGGAGCGGGACAUCUCCAAAGACAGACGAGAGAGGGAGUCUACAAAGGGUAGAGGCCAGCAACAUUCAAACGAGCACUCGCGUGAUAAGGAUAGAGUACAACAGCAGGAACGGUCAGAGAAAGAUCGUUCAGAACGUAAAAAUAGUACUGAGAAACAGAAGCAUCAUUCUGGAUCUCGCAGCAAGGAACGCUCCACCUCAAGAGGUCAUUCAGACCGUUCUAGCAAACAUUCACAGGAUAGACACGUCCAUGAACAUUAUGAAGAUCCCAAAAAGAUCAGUGAAAGAGUGGAUUCUGACAAGCGAGGAAGUGGCAAGUACAGAGACCAUGCUUCAGCUCCCAAGGAAAAAGAAAAGAACCACAGUAAAGAUGGAAGUAAAAUCACAGACAGCGGUAGAUCAGAGCAGAGUGACGUCCAGCAAGCAACCAGUACAAGUGAUCAACAGAUCCCUACUCACACCAAAUCAACCAAACGUAGCAUCCGGCGAGCACGAAGUCUAAGCUCAUCACAAACGGGUGAAACAGGGGAUGAGUUUGAAACUAGUAAACAGCAGUCUUCGAAGCAGCUGCCUAUCACAGUGCCAGCUACAGAAAUGGUGUCUGAUAAACCAAUUGUGGAAAAGGUUAAGAAGAAGAAGAAAGAUAAAACAAAGAAAUUAAAAAAUAAAUCCAAUGAAAAAGAUGGUGUCAAAGGCAAGAAGGUGAAAAAGACGAAAGGUGGAAAAGCAAAGAAGCAGAAGGUUGCUGGGGUAGAAAUUGCCAAGGCAAAGGUCACAGAAGAAGCAAAGGAGGAUGAGCCGCAAGAAGAGCAAUCAGAAGAACAGCCCAAAGAACAUCAUGAACGGUCUGAGGAAGCAAGUCAAGAACUCCCUGACAUCACGUGCCCUGCAAUGUCCCCUGUUAUUCUGGAACCCUCCGAAAAAGCCGGAACAGAAGACGCCGCAGAACAGACAACAGAAAACCUCAAAAACCAGGUUGACAAGGAACAUACAGAAAAGGCAAAAGAUGAGGACUCUUCAUCUGAUGUUGAGAUGGUCAUGGGACCAGUGAAGAACAUUUUUGAUGUGAUCAUUGACUUGAGCCAAAUUUCUUCUGACGAGGAGGAAAGCUUUCCUCAAACUUUAACUUCUGCCGCCAAACAAGGAAAAGACAACUCCCUGUAUGAUCCAUUUGAACCCACCGCCUCACCUGAAACAAUCAGUUCUCCGGAUAUUUCUCACAAGCAUGUCAGUCAGAGACAGUCUCAGAAAUCACGGGAUCGAAGUCCCACUCCUGAUAGGAGAACUAAAAGAAGCCCCUUGGCAAGGAGGUCCUCACCGAAGCGGAGAUCAAGCAGACAAAGAAGCAUUUCUCCAAAGAGGAGAAGUCCACCAAGAAAAAGGGCGUCAUCCAAAGACCAUGGGCAUUCCUCUAGGAAACGAAGUAUUACUCCACCACGCAAAAGUCUUCCAAAACGAAGAAGUCCGAGCCCAAGACGUAAUGUGUCUGUUCGUAAGCGUACUCAUUCACCACGGAGGAGUCCCUCAAGGUCCCAAAGGAGACCUUCACCAAAAAGACAACUCUCGCCUCGAAAACGAAGUUUGUCUCCAAGAGAGCACAGUAGUUCCAAAAGGCGGAGAGAGGAACCAUCUAGACAACGUAGUAUAUCUCCAAAAAAGAAUGUUUCUCCUAGAAAACGAAAGACCUCUCCAAAGAAAAGCAUUUCACCGCGAAGACGACAUGUAUCUCCAAAGAGACAUAAUAGGUCGCCAAGAAAACGAAGUGAAUCACCAAGACACAGAGCUCCUCCACAGAAGAGAUCCAUCUCUCCCAGGAAACGAAGUGUCCCGCCAAGGAGACGUAGUCAUUCUCCAAGACGACGGAGCCCUUCUCCAAGACGACGGAGCCCGUCUCCUAAAAGAAGACGUGUUUCACCUCCAAGACAUGAUCCAUCUCCCAGACACCGAAAUGUCUCUCCCAGGAGGCAUACAGAAUCUUCAGGAAGACAAAAUCGUUCUCCUCAAAGACGAAGUAUAUCCCAACAUCGAAGAGAACACUCAUCAUCAAAGAGGCCAAUCUCUACUAGAAGGAGUAUCUCCCCAAGAAGCUCUUCAACCAGCUCCAGAAGUUCUAGAAGCCCAAGUUCCUCGAGUAGCUGGUCUUCCUCUUCUAAUAGUUGGAGUUCUUCUUCUUACAGUCGAAGCCGUUCAGACAGUAGAAGCCGGUCAUACACUAGGAGCCCCUCAUACAGUAGAAGCCUCUCGCCCAGUCAAAGCCCAUCACCCAGAUCUCGACGAUACUCAAGAGAUCGUAGCUCCUCAUCCUUCCGUUCUGAAAGCAGCAUCUUUUCUGAUCGAAGCACAACACCAGACAAGACUCCUGCUGGAAGGUCUCCAAGUCCCAAGAGACUACCUGCAGUUCUUCGUCAAAGCCCAACCCAGACUAGUCCUGAGUACAGACACCGAAUCCCCUCUGAAUCUGAGAAGCCGUUCCCAGUGCAACCCCGUCAAGAGCUUCCAGAUAGCACUCAAGGGUCGUACAGAUUGGCACCACAAAGUCCCACAUCACCUGAUCAGACCAUGGCACCUGCUACUAGUACAACAGACUCUCAUCUAGCAUCUAAGGCGAGCAGUCAAAUCAGUCACAUCCUGGGCCAGCUGGCGAGCAACCCGGCCAUUCAAUCGGCUAUCAACUCUGCAAACUUAAAGAGCCAGAGAGAAACUGACGACUCCUCCGAUGGAUCUAUCUCAGGAUUUCUGAAAUCUAGCGAGGCAUCUUUCAAUUCGCCAUCUGGGAGACCACUACAGAUAAAUGAAGGGACGGAUGAUAAGGACCUUCAGAGUCUUGGAGAUGUCAGUGAAGACAACAUUGAGUCCUCGGCUGUUGACUUGUACAACAAAAACUCAAGAGAGAGGUAUCUGAAGAAGUUGCAGCAUCAGGAACGUGUAGUUGAAGAGGUCAAACUAGCCUUGAAACCGUACUACCAGAAACGAGAAGUCACUAAGGAAGACUACAAAGAAAUCCUGCGCAAGUCAGUCAAUCAAGUGUGCCAUAGCAAGAGUGGUGAGAUCAACCCAGUCAAGAUCAAGCGGCUCAUCGAGGGCUACAUCAAGAAAUUCCACGGCAAAAAAAAAGUGGAAGAGAAGAAAGAGCCGGGCAGACCAGACCUUGCCUUCCGACUGCUGACCAAGAGUUGAAGCACAGCUACUUUUUAAGUACAAAACCGCAUUUUAUGGUUUUUAUUUUGUAUACCAUCUCCAUAUUAAUAAGCUUCCGACAUUGAUUGUCUUCGGGGUUUUCA